This is a messenger RNA of Psilocybe cubensis, 1170 nucleotides long. Its product is annotated as Extracellular serine-rich protein. The record is from RefSeq and is a predicted model, not a curated record. The transcript has 7 exons. Lineage: Eukaryota; Fungi; Basidiomycota; Agaricomycetes; Agaricales; Agrocybaceae. Bases 1 to 1170 code for a protein of 389 amino acids.
AUGUUUGCUUUCUCUUUGGGCCUGGCUCUUCUGCCCUUCAUCUCUGCUAAAGUCAUCGACAUCCAAGUCGGACAGAAUGGACUGACCUACUCUCCCGAGGCAAUUUCGGCUGUACCAGGCGAUCAAGUUGUUUUCCAUUUCCAUGCCAAAAACCACACGGUCACCCAGUCCUCGUUCGCCGACCCUUGUGGAAAGAAAGACGGCGGAAUCAACUCUGGCUUCCAGCCUGUUGCGGCCAAUCAGACCGACAAUCUUCCAACUUUCACUGUCACCGUCAAUGAUACCCAACCGGUCUGGAUCUACUGUGCUCAGGCUGCCAAGACGCCUGCAAGCCAUUGCGGUGCUGGAAUGGUCUUUGCCAUCAACUGUGGUGCUGAUGGUGCCCCCAACUCUUUCACAAAUUUCAAGAAAGCUGCUCUUGCCGUUGGUGCCAGUCUCUCAGCUGCCGCUGCAACUCCCGUAUCCACCCCCGCUGAUGCUGCCACUGCAUGGACAACUGCUGCUUAUGGUGACUACACCAUCCCCCCAGCUCCUGCCGCAACCCAGGUCACCCAAGUCAUUACCCUCGGUUCCACUUCUACCUGGACCACCACUUAUGCCUCCUACCCCGGUUCUCCUGCUGCAACACCCGCUUCCGCAGAGGGCGCUGUCCACACUGUGACAGUGGGCGCCAACGGUCAACUCGCAUUCGACCCACCAUUCAUUUCUGCCGCUCCCCGCGACACUAUCGUUUUCGAGUUCCACCAGAAGAACCAUACCGUCACCCAGUCCUCCUUCGAUGACCCCUGCCGCAAGCUUAACGCCAAUGGUGUCACCGGUUUUGACUCUGGCUUCAUGCCCGUUGCCGCUGACGCGACCUCUUUCCCAACCUGGAACUACACCGUCACCGACACUGCUCCCGUUUGGGCAUAUUGCCGUCAGCAGACUCCUGCCAGCCACUGCGGUCAAGGAAUGGUGUUCGCUAUCAACUCUGUCGAGACUUCUGCUCGCAAUUUCUCGGCUUUCCAGAAUGUGGCCAAAGCUCUCAACGGAACAUCUCUUGCAGUCACUUCAAACACUACCACCAGCGGAAACAACGGUAACAACUCUAGCGGAGCGUUGUCCGUCAGUGUUGGAAGUGUCGCCGGUCUUUCAUUGUUCGUUGCCGCUCUCAUUGGCACCUUCCUGUAA